UUGCAUUUUGGGGCCUGUCCUGUGUAACGUACCGGCGUUGAGGAGAGAGUCGUCGGCGAGGGAGGACGGUCGGCCGCCCGGCUCCUUCCCGUACCACCUGAGGCCUGUUUCCCUCCCUCGCUUCUGACCAGGCUCACCUGUGGUGUUUGGGACCCGCCUUGUGGGGCCAAGAUGAGUUUGUUUGGAUCAACAUCAGGAUUUGGAACUGGGGGCACCAGCAUGUUUGGCAGCACAGCUACUGAUAACCACAAUCCAAUGAAGGAUAUUGAAGUAACUUCACCACCUGAUGAUAGUAUUGGCUGCUUGGCUUUCAGCCCACCAACAUUGCCGGGUAAUUUCCUUAUUGCAGGAUCAUGGGCAAAUGAUGUUCGUUGUUGGGAAGUCCAGGAUAAUGGGCAGACUAUUCCAAAAGCACAGCAGAUGCACACAGGACCCGUGCUAGAUGUUUGCUGGAGUGAUGAUGGGAGUAAAGUGUUCACAGCGUCUUGUGAUAAAAUUGCCAAAAUGUGGGACCUCAACAGUAACCAAGCAAUACAAAUCGCACAGCAUGAAGCUCCUGUCAAGACUAUCCAUUGGAUUAAAGCCCCAAAUUAUAGCUGUGUAAUGACUGGGAGCUGGGAUAAAACUUUGAAGUUUUGGGAUACACGAUCGCCUACUCCAAUGAUGACACUGCAGUUGCCUGAGCGAUGUUACUGUGCUGACGUAGUAUACCCCAUGGCUGUUGUGGCUACUGCAGAGAGAGGCUUAAUAGUUUAUCAGUUAGAGAACCAGCCUUCCGAAUUUAGAAGAAUAGACUCACCACUUAAACAUCAGCAUCGCUGUGUAGCCAUUUUUAAAGACAAAGGGAACAAACCAACAGGCUUUGCUCUUGGAAGCAUCGAAGGAAGAGUAGCCAUUCAUUACAUUAACCCACCUAAUCCUGCAAAAGACAACUUCACCUUCAAAUGUCAUCGGUCCAAUGGCACAAACACAUCUGCACCUCAGGAUAUCUAUGCUGUAAAUGGAAUCGCCUUUCAUCCUGCUCAUGGCACUCUUGCAACUGUAGGAUCUGAUGGUAGAUUCAGCUUUUGGGAUAAAGAUGCGCGGACAAAACUAAAAACGUCAGAGCAGCUGGACCAGCCAAUAUCCGCUUGUUCCUUCAACCAUAACGGCAACAUAUUUACAUAUGCUUCCAGUUAUGAUUGGUCAAAGGGACAUGAAUUCUAUAAUCCGCAAAAGAAAAACUAUAUUUUUCUGCGCAAUGCUGCUGAAGAAUUAAAACCCAGAAAUAAGAAGUAUUAAAUCUUACGGAUGUCAAUAAGAGUCUAGCAGGUGCCACAAGAACGUCAGCCGAGGAAGGGGUCUCUACUGUGAAAUUAGCUAACCUUGCCUGCUAUUGAGGCUUCUUCCUUGUCUCUUUUAUGGUGCAGAAAUAGAAGUGCUCAAACUCUGUUGUUGUUUUUCUCCAAAAUCUUUUUUUUUUUUUUAGUUAUGGUUUAUUUCUUUUUGUGAACUGCCUCCACUUUUUCUUAAACUUUUCUUCUGUUGUGGUCUGCAGCUUUAAAAAAAUAGGCGUUUUAAGGUUGAAAUAGCAUACCCACUUACUUGGGCUGCAAUCGUAUACCCGCCUCAAUGGGACUUAAUUUGAAUAAAGAUGUAUAGGAUUGCACUAGAAUGGCAUCUGAUGGCAGCACUAACUCCCUACUCCAACAAACAUUUGUUGAGAAAACAAACUGCAUCUUAAAAAGUUCUAAACUAUACCAAGGGCUAGCAGUAUAAGAACUGGUGUAAAAUCUUGAAUAUCCUCUCCCUUUUCUGUGUGUGUGUGCGCGUGUGUGUUAAGAAUGGGACAGUUCCCAGUUUGUUGCCCCAAAUCUAUUCCUGGAGCACCUUAAGUUCCUUGGAAACUUCUCAAGACCUUCCUAUGUGAGAAGACCAGUAAAGGUUGACAUGAUUCCUUGAAAGACAUCAUUCUGCUCCCUCUUCUCCUGCUAUGUAUAAACACAAGCAUCUCCUAAGUGCAUUCUGUUGUUUUUGUUUUAUAUCGUAGAAUCCUUUCUCAAAAGAAAAAAGACUCAAGGUGACUUACAACAAAAUUAAAACAAAAAAUUAAAGUAUCUAAAACUAUUAUCUACUAAAUUACAGCCACUCUAUAAAAGAACUAAAACUUCAGUGAUAAACAUUUCAACUGAUACAUUAAACAGCCCAUUGUAAGCCGUCAAAUGACUAAGAACAGAUAAAAGUCUUCACCUGACUCCAAAAAGAUGACAGUGUCGGUGCCAGGCAGGCCCCACAGGGGAGAGCAUUCCUCUACACCUCCUUCAGAGGAAAGCACCCAGAGGAGAGCUUCAAAUGCUGAUUGUAGGGUACAGGUAGGGAAGAGGUUCUCAGAGUGGUUUAUGAACAUCAUUCAGGAGGUUUGUGGAAAAAGUAGAACAAUCAAGAGCGUCUGUCCUUUGCCCUGAACUUGAUUUAUUUUUCUGAAUAUGGAGAUUGAGGCCCUCUUGACCAGGACCGGAUUGUCGAAGAGGCUAACAAGGGCCUGGUAUAAGGCCCCUGAUUUUCAUAAUACAGUGCUGGUUUUGAUGAUGAUGUUGGCACUAAAGAAGAGAAAUGUAAUUACGAUGUGAAUUACGUAUGUGCUCCAAUUUGAGCAACUAUACUCUCAUGCAGUGAUGAGGAUCUGCAGGCCCAACCAUGCCCUGUAUAAAACGGACAGGGGCGUGUUGAACAGUACAGCAUCCUUUUCAACAGGCAGAGGUUCAUGGUAGGCACAGGAGUUCCUCAACAGCUAAGUCAAUGUGGAGAAGGCUUCCUGUAGGUAAAAUGUUUGGGAAAUGUUGACAUCCUUAUCUCUGAAACUCUUUCAGACCCUGAAUUUGCUUUCUGUCACAAUGCGUAUCCUACAUCUAUCUGAAGGUCUGUUUUCCAUAACAAUACAUUGUAAAAUGAAUCUGUUAGCCACAAAUUGUAAGAAAGGCCCAUGAGAAAAGAUGACAAAACCGAGACUGCAGUUUUUUUUCAAUAUAUAUUGGCUUUUCUCAUGCCUGAGGAAAAAUCUGUUUUUUAAAAUGUUAUUUCCUUCUCAUCAUGGGGUCUUUGAUCCAUAUCAUAAAUCAACUUGUUAAAACCACCACCACCACUCCACUCCUAUUUAUGCACAUUCCCUUGCUCUUGUUCAUUCAAAGUAGCCAUCGCCUGGUCACUUGAGUGAUAAUUUGAUGGUCAAUUUGGGUCGGAUAUUUGAAGGCUUCCUAUUAUACUUAGCCACAUAAAGCCAGUGGUGGUUAAUUGGACUGGUUUUAGUGAUCCACUGCAUGUGCUUGCAGGUUGUUGUUAUUGUUGGUGAUGAAGAGUUCAUGUAGCUCUUUUGCCACCAACUCUAGAAAGAAAUGAGUGGGCCCUACAUUAUAAUGCCUCGAUCUAGUCUACAAAAGCUUAAUUCACUCAAGCAGAGGAUGUGGUAAAACUGUUCUAGACUAUUCUACAGAUCGUAGGUAGUGAACCAUAAAGCUGGAUGAUCUUUCUUUUUUAAACUAUCCAUAGAAAAUCUGAUGUCAGGGAGAAGAAUUCAUAUGCCUUUCCCCUGAUAUGUCAGUUUUCUAUAGGCAGGGUUUUUAUGGGUCAUAUAUUCAGACUGCAAGGGGACCGGUGGAAACUCAUGACUGAAGUAGACCAGUCCUGGAACAGUUCCUCUGUUGUGUGUGUGAAUUAGACCUAAGACCUUUUGAAAAGGGAGUUUUCCUAUCACAACAGAGGACCUUUUUGCUAUCUGGGCCUAGGCCCUGGAACUCCAUUCUGAAGACGGCCUAUCUCACUUCCCCAGUAACAACCCUGCGGAAGCUGGAGAAGACCUCCCUUUUUAGGAAGACCUUUGGUGUGGAAUUUUAACUUGCUGUGUUAUUUAGUCUCUACUAUUUAAUAUUUCAAUGGUCCAAUCCUAUGCAUGCUUAGGCAGAAAAAGUCCUACAACUUGCAACAUUCCCCAACCAGCAAUGCAUGUUUAGACAGAAAAAUGUCCUACAACUCCCAGCAUUCCCCAACCAGCAAUGCUUGCUGGGAGUUGUCAAACUUUUUUUCUGACUAAACAUGUAUAGGAUUGUGCCUUAAAUACCUUCAAUUGCUGUUGUGUGAUGUCUUUCUGCUGCUGAUUUUGUGCAUUAUGUUAUAAAGUGGAGGGAUGUCUUUAAUUGUUAUAUUAUUUACCUGUUGAGCCGACCUAGAACUCUUCAGCAAUCAGGUGAGCUAUAAAUGUUUUAAAAUAAAUUCAUAAAACAA
Molecule: messenger RNA, 4257 nt
Organism: Elgaria multicarinata webbii
Lineage: Eukaryota; Metazoa; Chordata; Lepidosauria; Squamata; Anguidae
Gene: RAE1
Product: ribonucleic acid export 1
Exons: 14
Coding region: 172-1281 (369 amino acids)
Biological process (GO): RNA export from nucleus; transcription-dependent tethering of RNA polymerase II gene DNA at nuclear periphery
Cellular component (GO): nuclear pore
Molecular function (GO): ubiquitin binding; RNA binding
Source: RefSeq, a predicted model, not a curated record